AUAAUACUCAUAAGAGGCAGCGACUCAACAAUGAACUUUUCUUUUUUCUUCUUUUUAUCUAAUCUGCUGCACCGAUUUUUGUGAGCUGCAACAAAAAGAAAAGACAUUAAUAAUUGACGAGUUGCAGAGUAAUUAGCCUCGAAAUGAGCAAAAACCACCUCUGACAACGACCACCGCUGUCGUCACAAAUUCAUCACCGUCUAAGUCAACGGAAGGUGACUCUAUGGCGACGGAAUCUCCGCCUCCUCCUUCCAGUUCCUCCGAUGAAAAACCUCAAAAUUCAGCUGUUGAGGCUGCACAACCAACAAAUGAGAUUCAGCAACAAGCCAGGGAGGAGGUCACUAAACAAAGUCCACCAUCGGUCUUUGUCAACUCAGAGCCUAUGAGAGAAGAUCAAGUGCAGAAUGCUGUUAAAUUUCUUUCGCACCCAAAAGUUAGGGGUUCCCCUGUCAUGUAUAGGCGGUCUUUUCUUGAGAGGAAGGGCUUGACAAAGGAGGAGAUUGAUGAAGCUUUUCGGCGUGUGCCAGACCCAUCUCCAAGUGCGCAAGCAACGAGUACAAGUCAAGAGGCACAAUUGAACUCAACAUCAAAUAUUCAGCCAGCAUCGCAAACACAAGCUCUUCAGCCUGCAGCAGCUGCGCCAACUGGUGCCAUUUCCUCUGCAGGAACUUUAAUGCGAACUCGAUUCCAUUGGUAUCAUGCUGUUUUUGCUGUAGGGGUUCUGGCCGCUUCAGGUGCUGGAACAGCUGUCUUAAUUAAGAAUUGUAUUGUUCCAAGAUUCAAGUCUUGGAUACGUAAGGUUGUUUUCGAAGAAGAAGAUCCUGUGAAAAAAACUAAUGCAAAACCAAGUUUGGCAGAAGAAGCAGCAGCAGCUGCAAAAGCUGCUGCAGCAGCAGCUGCUGAUGUUGCCAAAGCAAGCCAGGAGAUGCUGAACUCAAAAAAUGAAGAGAAGAGAUACUUCGGGGAGUUUAUGAAUUUGUUGGACCUGCAAGUACAGGAAAUGAAGUCUAUGAGUACCGCAAUACACAAAUUGGAAGGACAAAAUAAUAACCUUGGGAGAACCUCUCUUGUCAACCAAGAAGACUAUACACUCUCAGUGGGAAAUCAUCCUAAGCAAACCUAUGUCAAUGGGAAGGUGGAGUCUGAUUCACGUGCAGUGAGAUCUUCCUCGCCACCCACAGCUGCUGAACCUACUGUUGCACCACACCCAAAAUCGUAUAUGGAGAUCAUGGCAAUGGUUCAAAGAGGAGAGAGACCUCCAAACAUCAGGGAUGUCAAUGAUCAACCACCCAAUCCUAACCAGAAAAUUUCAAAUCCUAACAUAGCACCCAGAACAAAGCCUUGGGAAUCUGGCCAAUUCCAAAGUAGCCCAAGCCCUGUGCUUCAGUCUCAAGCGAACGGAGAAGGUUCAGAUUCAAAGGCACAAGACAAUGGGGUUACCUAUCAAUUUGAUGGUGAGAGCACCGUGCCUUGGUGGCAGCGGAAAAAUGCUAGAAUCACAGAGAUUGAAAACGAAGAUGAAGUCAAGGCUGGACCUUAUGGUACACAAAGUAAUGAGCAACCAGUUCGGCGUGCAUGGGUCCCUCCCCAGCCACCCCCUGUUGCUAUGGCUGAAGCAGCAGAAGCCAUCCGACGGCCAAAACCAUCAGUUCAGAAGGAACAAUCGGGAGAGGAGCAGUCCAAAUCUCUUCAAACAGAUGCAACAGAUGAAUUGCAGAAGAUAACAAAAAUAGCUGAAUCUGGAGGUGGCAUGGGAAUCAAUGAUGGGGGAUCAGAGCUAAACUCAAAUGAGAUAAAGGAAGAGCAAGAAAUUAACUAUGAAGGGAACUGACGGUGAAUUUAAUUCGGAUGAUCAUCUCGGCCCAAGUCAAAAGCAGGCAGUUGAAAGUGAAAAUAAUUGGCUAAAAAAUAUUUUAUAUCAUCAGUUUGGUUCACGGCUAUUAUGUACCCAAGCUGAGGAGUAAACAAAAUAUGGGGUGUUUAUUAAUGAGAAUAAAGUUAUGAUUCAGAAAGCUCACGACACAUUUUGUACAUAACAAUUAGUAAUUCUGUUGCCAUUUAUGUGUUUGUUCUAAGAA
This is a messenger RNA of Ricinus communis (castor bean), 2078 nucleotides long. RefSeq names its product peroxisomal membrane protein PEX14. Gene Ontology annotation, cellular component: peroxisomal importomer complex; peroxisomal membrane. Gene Ontology annotation, molecular function: signaling receptor binding. Gene Ontology annotation, biological process: protein import into peroxisome matrix, docking. The record is from RefSeq and is a predicted model, not a curated record. Lineage: Eukaryota; Viridiplantae; Streptophyta; Magnoliopsida; Malpighiales; Euphorbiaceae. Bases 224 to 1831 code for a protein of 535 amino acids. The transcript has 13 exons.